Messenger RNA from Effrenium voratum, 2331 nucleotides. The record is from the annotation of a GenBank genome assembly. NCBI's taxonomy places the organism in Eukaryota, Dinophyceae, Suessiales, Symbiodiniaceae.
AUGUUUGGCCUUCGCCAGUCCUUGGGGGUGGAGGGGCCGAGGCGGGACACGUGCACUUGCAACUCACUUUGCAAUUUCUGCUCUUGGGAGCCGUGUGGCUCGCAGCCAAACCUGGGGCUACCGGGCUACCAACGAAGCCGCGCCGGCCGCUCCGCGCGUCGCCCGCGGAGCUCCUGCCGGAGCGGAGAGAUGAGCGCCCCAAGCGCCCCAAGGGCGAAGGAGGUGCGGCUCAUCAUGGAGACAGUUGUCAUCGGUGGCAGCUACAUCCUCAUCAGCGCCAGCUUGAUCGCCUUCAACAAGCAUCUUAUGAGCCCCUCGCGGUUCCCCUAUGCCAAAGCCAUGACGGCCAUGCACAUGCUGGUGACGAGCCUCAUGUCCUUGCUGCUCUACACCCUGGCCCCAUCGCUGUAUCCUUCUAUGGGAAAGGCCCGGGAGAACUGGAGGACCGUGUUGCAGUACAUCCUGCCUUUGGGUAGCCUCUUCGCCGUUGCCCUCUACUGCUCCAACAGGGCCUACUACUACUCAACUGUGGCAUUUUUGCAGUUCUGCAAAGAGGGCAGCGUGGCCAUCAUCUUCACUAUGUCCUGCUUGCUGGGCUUGCAGGCUUUCAGCUGGAACAAGGUGGGCAUCUUGAGCAUCGUUGUGGCCGGCUGCUGUUUGUGCGCUCAUGGUGAGAUCAACUUUGUGUGGACAGGCUUUGCCCUGCAGAUCACGUCUCAGCUGGCGGAGUGUUCCAAGAACAUCAUAGGGGAGGUGGUCAUGUCUGGCGCCGGCAUGAAGCUGGACGUGCUGACCUUCGUGCUGUUCCAGGCGCCUUGCUCCCUGGCGCCCUUGGCGCUCAGCGUGGCGCUCUCCUGGGAGCAGGGCAUUUGGGAGGCCUUCCUGGCUCACUGGCCAAUGAUCUUGCUCAAUGCCUUGAACGCCUUUGCACUGAACCUUCUGAUUGCCACAGCGCUGAAGCGACUGUCAGCCGUGGCCUUUGUCAUCAUUGGCAUUGUCAAGGACAGUGUGAUUGUGGCUGCUUCAUCCAUGAUCUUCGGGGACCACAUCCCUGGCCAGCAGCAGAUUGGCUUCGUCAUCAUCAUGACUGGCAUAGCCUUUUGGAGCCACCUGAAGCUCAGGGAGCAAGCGGAGAGCGAGAAGCUGAAGGAGACGGAGCCCUUGACCAAGUGGCCGAGCCCUGCCGUUCUGGUGAUCGAGCAGACAUCUUGGCUGUUCAAGCUGCAAACCAAGGCUGCCAUGCCCAACGCCGUCAGAUUCUCGAGCCGCGUCGCAGCCUUUGGGCUCCCAGUUUUCAACGAAGCCUUGGCCCCGGCGUCGCUCUGCCGGCUGGCGCUUCUCAGGAAGAUGAGUGGCAUGAAGGAGUUGAAGCUGGUAGUGGAGACAGUGGCCAUUGGUGGAUGCUACAUCCUCAUCAGCGCCAGCCUGAUCGCCUUCAACAAGUACCUUAUGAACCCCGCACGCUUCCCCUACGCCAAAGCCAUGACGGCCAUGCACAUGCUGAUGACCACUCUCAUGUCCCUGCUGCUCUACACCGUGGCCCCCUCCCUUUAUCCCUCCAUGGGCAAAGCCCGGGAGAACUGGAGGACGCUGUUGAAAUACAUCCUGCCCCUGGGCAUGCUGUUUGCCGUCGCCCUAUACUGCUCCAACAGGGCCUACCUCUUCUCCACCGUGGCCUUCCUGCAGUUUUGCAAGGAGGGCAACGUGGCGCUGAUUUUCGCCAUGUCCUGUGUGCUGGGCUUGCAGGUGUUUACCUGGAACAAGGUGGGGAUCUUGAGCAUCGUCGUGGCCGGCUGCUCUCUGUGUGCCCAUGGCGAGAUCAACUUUGUUUGGAUGGGCUUUGCCUUGCAGAUCACUUCUCAGCUGGCGGAGUGCUCCAAGAACCUCAUCGGGGAGGUGGUCAUGUCCGGCGCCGGCUUGAAGCUGGAUGUGCUGACCUUCGUGAUGUUCCAGGCGCCCUGCUCCCUGGCGCCGUUGGCACUCAGCGUGGUCUUCUCCUGGGAGGAGGGCAUUUGGGAGGCCUUCCUGGCUCACUGGCCGAUGAUCCUGCUCAAUGCCUUGAAUGCCUUCGCCCUGAACGUUGUGAUCGCCACAACUUUGAAGCGGCUCUCGGCCGUGGCCUUUGUCAUCAUCGGCAUCGUCAAGGACAGUGUGAUCGUUGCCACGUCGUCUCUGGUCUUUGGUGACCACAUUUCUUCUCAGCAGCAGGUUGGCUUUGUCGUCAUUCUGACUGGCAUUGCGUUCUGGAGCCACUUGAAGCUCAAGGAGCAGGCGGAGCACGAGAAGCUGAAAGAGACGGAGCCCCUGGCAAAGGAGUCUGCACGGGUCUGA